UUCUUGCGCAAGGAAUAACUUCAUCUGCCAUACGGUUCGUACUACCCAACCCUGUCCCCCACACGUCACCGCCUCCCCUUCGACGAGCCGGCCUCAGCAAUAUUGCCAGUUCAUGCAUGCACAAGAGCAGGUGGAAGCCGGAUCUUUCUCUGCGCGUUUCCGUCGAGUUCUUCGCAACACAUGGCCAACGCUGGGAUCAAUAUACGUCUCUCGAGACCGACCAUCGAACGCUGUGUAUUGGCUAACAAGAUGAGCGAGCAGACCCCCAAUAUUCGAACACACCCCAUCGACCGGUUUAUCACGAGCAACCCGCCCAAUGUUAUAAACUCGCACGCAUCCACAUCGCCUAUAUCGUAUCUUUCGCGGUCACAGUUGGAAGCUGAGCCCCAUCAGCCUGUCCGUCGCAGCGAGGCGCGUCUGCUACCCAAUACAAUCGAGCCUUGGGCGCCGCCGCGGAAAUCUUUAAGGAAGAUGCCCAAGUCGUCAACUCUGUCGCUCGCGAUGCGAACGAAGGGGGGCAAGGACAAUGUCACAUCGCCUCUGAGCCCUCGUAGUCCAGGCUCCCCUAACGCCGUGUAUGGUGCCGACUCGGAGAACUCGGUGACCCCCACUGGCGCGUACCACAACGAAGUUCCAGCUUCGCCCGCGUCACCGAAACUACGGAAGGACUCCAAGAGCAUAUUCUCCAACUUUGGAGCAACGAAAUCUUCGACACGGGUUGCUGCAUCUCCAGAUAACUCAAUCCGACAAGUGCCUGAACAGGAUGGCCGAGGCACAUUCUACACAAACGGCAAGCAAGGUGGAUCUACACCAGAAUUGACCCGUCCUGUCCAGACCUCCAAUUCUGAAGACCAUCGCGCGGACAAUGCAGACACGGCACCGCGAUCCAACAGUGGGUCUGGAAGAUCUCACGACACGCCCGAUCGAAGUCAAGACUCAACCAACCGGACCACCACAAAACCAAAGAAACAAGGCGUGCUCACGAGAUCCAAAUCGAUCAAAGUCGAAGAGACUGCCAGCUCACGCGCUAAACUCAAGGCCAAUCCUCCAAAGAUCUCUCCCGAUCCUGGAAACUGGAGAAAUCCCGACGAUUCUCUACCAUUGAAAACUGCACCUCUAGAGAAAGGCCAGUCGUGGCGCCAAAACAUCGCAUUCGGAAAACUCAGGACUCACUCCGCCGACCGCCAUGAGGGCUCUCGCGACGAAGAUGUCCCCCUACGCAAGGAAAGGGCAGAACAAAGCUCCUUGGCCUCAAACUCCAUGGCCUCACAUUCGAUGGCCUCCAACUCGUAUAACGAGAGUAGGGGUGCAACGUUGAUGUCAAGUCUUGGUUCAGGUGCGAGGAAGAUGGGUGAGAAAAUGGAGACGGCGCGCAAGGGAAUGUUUGGAAAGCUGGGACGCAGCUCCAGCAAUCACGAGAGAGAGCCUCAAAUUCCGAAGGAGCCAUACCAGUUCAAAAUUAUACACCAGCCUUUAGUUGAGCAGACUAGGUUGACAAGAAUCUCCAAUCGUUUGGAGAGCUCCAGAGACAAGACUGAAUUCUGGAUGCCAGCACUGCCCUGGCGCUGUAUAGAUUACCUGAAUAUGAGGGGCUGCGAAGAAGAAGGACUGUAUCGAGUACCAGGAGCUGCCCACACGGUCAAAUAUUAUGAGCAGAAAUUCGAUCAAGACCGCGACAUCGACUUGAUUAGUGACGACAAUCUCAAUGACCCGAAUGUCAUUGGUUCGCUCUUCAAGAAUUGGCUACGGCAACUUCCUGAUGAUAUCUUCCCGAAGGCGACGCAAGCCAGGAUUCAGCAAGAAUGUCAGGGAGCCAAGACUACACCUCAGAUGUUGAAGGACGAGCUGUCGAAACUGCCCCCCUUCAAUUACUAUCUGCUGUUCGCAAUCACCUGCCACAUCAGUCUUCUUCAUUCUUGUUCGGAAUUCAACAAAAUGAACUACAACAACCUCUGUAUCUGUUUCCAACCAGCUAUCAAGAUCGACGCUUUCUGUUUCCAAUUCCUCAUUCUGGACUGGAGAAAUUGCUGGCAGGGUUGCUGGACCGAAAAGGAGUUCCUCGACGAGGAAGUGAGGUUGCUAGAAGUUGCCCAGUUGCAAGCUGAAGCACAAGCACAGGCUCAGGCGCAGGCGCAGGCCGUGCAUCCUCCUUCACGAAAUGGGCACACGCCUGCAAAGGCUAAAGGCUCCCACCUCGGUGACGCAUUCAAGAAAUCAGGCCGAAGCGAUUCAAAGGAUCGAUCCAAAGGAUCGACUCGUGGAGUCUCAGCAGACCGAAGCAUUGCCUCUUCUGGCCGUGCUACUCCUCCUGAGAAGUCUAGUAGCUCGAGGCGAGGAGUUCCAUCUCGUGAACCUUCGACAGAUCGAGCCAUUUCCUCGUCGCAUAGUCGCGAUGUGGCUGUUGAUACGCGGGCAACGCCCCGACGCGCUCCCACCGCGACGCUGGGUCCUGAGAUCGCGGUCGAUGACGAUGAAAGCGCUACACCCACCCAAGCCCAGCAUAAUCGGGCUGAGUCUGAAACGCAGUUUCGACUGGAUCUCAACCAUCCUCCCAGCUCGCCGUUCUCCAUAAAGUUCUGAUGACAGCUGGUUCGACCAACCAGUAGGAGCGAUGUACUAAUACUGAACGUACUUCAUCUGGCGGUGGCUUUUUUUUUCUCUGCUUUUUGCUCAAAAGGAUCUGGAUUUGCAUGUUUCUUACAUGGCCGUUGGCGCGACGUCACGAUACCCCGUUCGGACUUUGUACGAUCGCGUCAACCGCCUUUGCUCUGUUUCAAUUUCGUAUUACAGUACCAGCGGCGGAGUUCUGGCGAGAUAUCUUUGCAUAUUCUGCGCUCUGGCAUUGGGUUUCGGGGCUGGGAAUGGAUGUUCGGUAGGCAUAGCACUCUGUGAGUUGACUUCGGGCAGUUGGAGGCCAGUCGGAGGCCUAUUGUACGAUAAUAUAAUUGGCACGGAUGAUUAAGAAUUUGAUGGACGAGUGAGUGGAGAAACGCUAGUGUGCUUAUAUCUAGGUACCAAGGUUU
Messenger RNA from Aaosphaeria arxii CBS 175.79, 3023 nucleotides. RefSeq lists its product as uncharacterized. The transcript is spliced from 5 exons. Gene Ontology annotation, cellular component: cytoplasm. The annotation marks the transcript as partial. The record is from RefSeq and is a predicted model, not a curated record. Lineage: Eukaryota; Fungi; Ascomycota; Dothideomycetes; Pleosporales. Gene Ontology annotation, biological process: signal transduction; regulation of GTPase activity.